Messenger RNA from Saccoglossus kowalevskii, 1992 nucleotides. RefSeq names its product zinc finger protein 862-like. The record is from RefSeq and is a predicted model, not a curated record. Lineage: Eukaryota; Metazoa; Hemichordata; Enteropneusta; Harrimaniidae.
AUGCAACGAACAUUGACAAGUCUAUGGGCUAAAGUCCCAAAAAAUGACGAACCAGGCCUUGGUAUGCAGACUGAAGUGUCUUCAGCAGUUGUAGGACAACAUUUAGAGUUUGACAAAAACUCCAAUGAGCCUCAACCGUCGACGGCCGCACUGCCAACUCCUACAUCAACGUCAUCAGGUGAAAAUUGUGGAGAUACGAAACUGAGAAAGUUAUUUAGAACUGCUUAUGCAAUUGCGAAAAGAGGAAAACCAUUUUCUGACUUUGAAAUGAUGUGUGAAGUUCAGGAGCUAAAUGGCCUACAAAUAGGAGAAAAUUAUAGAAAUAUAGCCAGCUUUAAAAUGUUUCUAAAUUCUAUUGUUGAAUGUCUGAAGAAAAUUAUACAAGAUGAGAUAAUGGAGGUUAACUUUCUUAGCAUUCUUGGUGAUGGGUCAACUGAUGCAGCUGUGAUAGAGCAGGAGAUUGUUUUUCUGAGAUAUGUGAAUCCCACUGAUAGCAUGCCAGUAUGUAGACAAGUUGAUAUUGUACCACUAGAAGCAGCAAAUUCUGAUGGUAUUUUGCAAGCAUUAGAUACUGGGUUAUCACAGGUUGGACUUAGUUUUGAAAAACUCAAGCCUGAUAAUGAGGAAAUUAAGCAAAGCUUGGUAAUGGCUAAUUUUGAUGGUGCGUCAGUGAAUUUUGGUAAUAAAAAUGGUGUUACAAAAAAAUUAACUGACAUAAAUCCUGCCCUGAUAUCCUUACAGUGCAUUGCUCAUAAAUUAGAGCUAGCAGUUCUAGAUGCUAACAAAGAUAAUCUGGCUGUCAUGGGUAAUUUUGAGGAAACCCUGAAAGGACUCUUCAUGUUUUACCACUACUCACCUAAAAGAAGAAGAGAGCUGAAAGACAUUUCUGAUGUUUUGGAACAUGACCUGUCUCACAUAAGCGGAGUGAAGCAAGUACGCUGGCUAUCCAGUAAGGAGCGAGCAGUAAAAGCUAUCAAGAACAAUUAUGAGGCUGUUGUGACUUACCUGGAACAUGCUAGUACAGAUAAAAAUUCCAGUACUGAUAAUUCAAGCCGUGCAAAGGGCUACCACAGAACUAUCACUGCAAUCAAGUUUGUAAGACUGCUCCAUUUCCUGCUUGAUUACUUACCUAUAUUAGCAAAUCUAUCCAAGGUAUUCCAAGAGGAGAAACUUUUAAUAAUGGAAAUACCAGACAGACUAGAAGAGACUUACCUGGCAUUGAAUGCAUUAAAAGCAUAUCCUGGCAAGAAUAUGAAUGAGUUCAAUGACAAUUUCAAUGAUGAAACACUGAUGUUUGGUAACAUUAAACUUCACAAGUCACAGGGAAGACAACCGAGUAGUGCAUUUGAUGCAACAUACAUAGACAAAGUUGUUGACAGCACAAUAAAGUACAUUAAAAAACGGUUUGAAAUAUUGGAGGAAAAGCCAAUUUCACUUCUCAUGAUAUUUAACUUUCAGAAGUGGCCAAUAGAUAACCAACUUCUAGCUGCAUAUGGUAACGAUGAGCUUUCACAACUACUUAUGGAUUACCUACACACAUAUUUUUCAGAAGGUGAGAGAGAUAGAAUUAUUCAUCAGUGGCCUGCAUUGAAGGUACAUUGCAGACAAUGGCGUACAGCAAAACUUGUAAAUAUAUAUAGCUUGAUGUUGCAAAUAAAGCCGCCUCAUCUGACUGAUAUGCUGAAACUUGUAGAAUUUGUAAUGGCUGUGUCACCCAGUACAGCCAGCUGUGAGAGAGCUUUCUCAAAGCAGAACAUCAUUAAAACUCAGCUAAGAACUUCACUGACACAGGAGUCUCUACGCAAUCAGUUAAUGAUCAUGCUUGAAGGGCCUGCACUGAAGGACUUUAAUCCAGAUAGUAGCAUAACCCAAUGGCUAGAGAGCAGUAUUCGCAAGAGACACAUUUGUGGACAUAAAUUAAAAAAUAAAGUAAAUACGGAUGAUCAAAUUGAUAACAUAUUAUUGGACAGUUCUUCAAAGUUAGAUUCAUAA